Saprolegnia diclina VS20 is the source of this 1003-nucleotide messenger RNA. RefSeq lists its product as hypothetical. Bases 39 to 797 code for a protein of 252 amino acids. Lineage: Eukaryota; Oomycota; Saprolegniomycetes; Saprolegniales; Saprolegniaceae. The record is from RefSeq and is a predicted model, not a curated record. The transcript has 2 exons.
GCGACGUGGGUCGAAGCGCUCGAAAGGAGGUCGCCGCCAUGUCGUCGGACUGCAGCGUCCCGCUCGAGAUGGCCGAGGGCGAGAAUGCCGGCGACGUCUUCAACCUGCUCUGGCCAGUCGCCGGCGCGCCCGACAUCCGCAACGUGGCCAUGAGCAUGCUUACGCUCAAGCGCGCGGCCAACGACUGGCCGGCAACCGAUGGGUGGCCGUUGGACGUGACAUGCGACGAGCCCAUGCAUGAGGACAGUACAGGUGCCCAUCUCCGAGAUGCGUGCCCAGUCAAGCUUGUGGAUGCAUCCACGAUCGACCUCAGCGUGCUUUGCAGCCUCUCGCACCUGCGCGACUCGGACGACGGGCUCAACAUGUCAUCGUCGUCGUCCGAGGACGAUGGCUCGCCGCUGCUGUCGGACGACGAAGACGAGAGCGACGCGCCAUCGACGCUCCGUGCAAAGCGAGAGCGUACUGACGACGAAGACGACUCGGAUUUCAUGGCGCGCGUCCAGAAGGUCCGGCGGUCGGCGUCGAAAAGCAGGCGCUUCCGCGCAGUCGACAUUCUGCCGUGCAAGCACCCGGGGUGUACCAAAGGCGCCCGAUCGCGCGGCCUCUGCAAGCGACACGGCGGCGGGAAGCGGUGUUCGGUCGACGACUGCGCGCGCAGCGACCAAGGCGGCGGCUUUUGCAUAAAGCACGGUGGCGGGCGGCGAUGUGCGGUGGAAGACUGCAAAAACUCGUCCCAGUCGCGAGGCCUCUGCAAGCGGCAUGGCGGGAUUCGCCCGCGUCGGCGCAACCCAUCGUGACGACGACCAAUGCUUAAUUAUCGACACCCUGCUCUAUUUACCACCUGCACCACCAUCAUACGUCCUGCACAAUCGAGCCUGUCUGUCGCCUUGCGUAUUCAGCGACGUCCCACGGCUCUAUGGCGGCAAGUCGCUCCGACAUCAGACAGUGCGUCGGAAUGGCAAGCCCAUUGAUGAUCCCGUAACCGGACAGUAUGUGUCGAGCC